Lineus longissimus is the source of this 1877-nucleotide messenger RNA. Its product is annotated as U4/U6 small nuclear ribonucleoprotein Prp4-like. Gene Ontology annotation, cellular component: U4/U6 x U5 tri-snRNP complex. Gene Ontology annotation, biological process: mRNA splicing, via spliceosome. Bases 36 to 1634 code for a protein of 532 amino acids. The transcript is spliced from 12 exons. Gene Ontology annotation, molecular function: U6 snRNA binding; U4 snRNA binding; protein binding. The record is from RefSeq and is a predicted model, not a curated record. NCBI's taxonomy places the organism in Eukaryota, Metazoa, Nemertea, Pilidiophora, Heteronemertea, Lineidae.
UCAGCCUUCAUUGUUUUGCUGAGUCUAUAUCCUUUAUGUUGGUGAAAAUCCCUGCAUUUCACAAUCUUAUCUUAUGUCCCGGUGCCUGGAAACCGGAGGAAGACUUUGACAAAAUGUCAGAUGAUGAAGGAGCUUACGUCAAGCGUGCCAAAGUGGUACAUUAUGGUGCAAUCGAUGAACAGAUUCGAAGCCGUGGGUUUACUACCAUGGGCCAGUCUGCCCUCGAUGCUGGCAUCAAAGCAGGCAACAUCAAUGUUUCCAACUCUGCUGAUGUCAUGGACAUGGAGGAAGAAAUCAGAAGCAGUAAAAAUGAACUUUUGGAAGAGUUUGAAAAAAGGAAACGGGCAAGACAAAUCCAAGUUUCCACUGAUGAUGGUGAAGUAAAAGUCAAUCUAAGAAAAUAUGGAGAACCAAUUUGUUUAUUUGGUGAAGGACCAGCUGAUAGGAGAGAAAGAUUACGCCAGUUGUUGGCAUCGCUAGGUGAAGAUGUCUGGAAGAAGAAGGAGGCUGAGGAGAAGAAGAAGGAGAAGAAGGAUGAGGAUAACAUCACAUGGUAUCACCAAGGACCCCGGUCACUCCAAGACGCUAGGCACUGGAUCGCUAAGUAUUCCCUGCCAAAAGCUCAGUUGAGGAUACAACAAUCACGGACAAAAAAAGCCAUCCCAUCUGCCCAAGCCAAUGCACGAACUCAGGAGCUUCAGAAAAAAAUCAGGUCCUUGUCGAUUGAGUGCAGUCAAAUUGGUGAUAACCGACCACUGUCGUUUUGCCAGUUCAGUCCCAACAGUGAGAUGUUGGUCACUGCAUCAUGGAGUGGCCUGUGUAAACUCUGGUCCAUACCAGAUUGCGAACCUAUCAGGACCCUGAGAGGCCACAAUUGUCAAGUCGGGGCCAUCGUAUUUCAUCCACAAGCGAGCUUAUCAAUGGAUAAUUCGGAGUGUUGUAUGGCCUCUUGUGCCCAGGAUGGGUCGGUCAAGUUGUGGAGUCUUGACAGUGAUGAACCAAUUGCAGACAUUGAAGGCCACGCUCCAUACAGAGUCUCCAGAUUGAGAUAUCAUCCCUCGGGACGGUUCCUGGCUACUUGUUGCUGGGACAAUUCCUGGAGAUUAUGGGAUCUUGAAGUGGCAGAAGAAAUCCUUCACCAGGAAGGACACAGUAAGCCUGUCUAUGAUAUAGCAUUCCAGGGAGAUGGAGCAUUGGCCGUCACUGGUGGGUUAGAUGCGUUUGCCAGAGUUUGGGACCUACGAACUGGUCGUUGCAUUAUGUUUAUGGAAGGUCAUCUCAAGUCAGUUCUUUCAGUUGAUGUCUCUCCAAAUGGAUAUCACAUUGCUACCGGGAGCGAAGACAACACAGCCAAGAUUUGGGACCUCAGGCAGCGAAAAUGUGUUUACACCAUACCAGCACAUACAAACAUUGUCUCUGGAGUUAGAUUUCAGCCGGAAACAGGGAACUACUUGAUCACAGCAUCGUACGAUAACACUGUUAAAGUUUGGGCGCAUCCAAUCUGGACGCCGCUAAAGACACUCGCAGGACACGGAGGAAAGGUCAUGGCCAUUGACAUCUCGCCAGACAAACAGUACAUUGCAUCAGCAUCGUACGACAGGACAUUCAAAUUGUGGGCACCGGAAACUACAUGAUGAAGGAAUAUGGCUUGUUCCUGUUAUUGUGUAUGGACUUUAAGUUUGAGACACUGCCAGUGAGAAACAAGUCACAACUUGUUAGGAUUGUGAUUACUCAAUGGGAUUUCUUUCAUGGGAGAAUUCAGUAGGGAGGAGUCAGUACCGGAAUCUUGAACCCGAUAUGUCAAAUUAGAGAUGUAUAAUGACUUCAUGUUGUCAUUAGGUAUAAGAAUUUUUCUCUAAUAAACAACUUUUAAAGCA